Messenger RNA from Drosophila suzukii, 5157 nucleotides. Lineage: Eukaryota; Metazoa; Arthropoda; Insecta; Diptera; Drosophilidae. The record is from RefSeq and is a predicted model, not a curated record.
GGGUCUAGCAGUGUGAUUCCAAACGCCGGUCGCGAAGGUUGCCAGUGUUGCCAGUCGAACAGGCGAAAGUCGAGCGUCGAGCGCACCGCCCCCACAGCACACACACACGCACAAUAAGAGUCGUAGUCGCGUUCGAGUGCGGAAAGUUGCCUCUGGCCUCUGGCUUUUCCUCGCAUUUGCUUUUGCCGCCAAUUGAUGGCCAGUGGCGGGUAACGAAACACGAAAAGUCGCGAGCCGAGUGUGCCGCCGCGUGCGUCGAGUGUUAUUAGGAGGAGAAAAAACAACACGCGGGUGUUGCGGUUCGAGUGCAUUACUCAUAUUCUUUUUUUUCGGUUACUUGCAAGUGAGCGUGAAUACUAUCCCCCCGCCCCCCAUAACCACCUUUACUUCACCCCCUCGCCAAAAGGCGAUUAUAUUUGGAAAUAGCGGAGAACGCAGAGCGGAGAGAUCAACAAAAGCGAGAGGUAUAGAAAGAGAAGAGCGAGAGCGAGGGAGAUAGUGCACUAAGCUUGAUAUCCUUGAUAUCUACGCAUACAUUUUUCCUUAAUGACUGGAAUUAAUUAAAGAACUAUCAAGUGUUGAAAUGCUGAGCUGUUUAAACACUCAGGUUGUCAUCGUCAGCCAAUCGUCAUGCUACUUCAAGCCAAGCACAAACAUAAAAAACUAUAAAAACAACCAAAACACGUGAAGCAUCGAACAAAAAAAGGACGAAGGAAAGUUUUGGCACCAUAGGAACUUGCUUUUCAAAGGGACCAGAUUACCAGGUUCUUGUUAAAUGGGUGGAAACGACAGGAGAAGCACGGCCAUUUGCGAGCUUAGAACCCACCACUGUCCGCCGGGACAUUAAUUAAUCACGGCCUUGUCAUUCGCAAGGAUCAAGGAGUGGCGAACAAGGAGGAGCAGGAGCACGAAGGGUGCAGAAAUCAAAUUAACAGUGCGUCAAAAGGAUUAACCCCGGAAAGCAGGGGGCAGGAGUUUAGAACACGUACACAGGACGCGGUGAGGCGAGUAAACAGGCCGGCCCAAGUCCCCAGUCCCCAGUCACCGGGAUCCAAACCCAGACGACCAGGGUCAAGGGGUUUCUCCGCAGCAGUUUGGAGAUUGGAGUUUGGAGCUUCUUACUUCGUAGUUGGUGGUUAACCAACUUGGAGCGUGUUGGCACGGAUUAACAACAAAUCCCAAUACACGACCAUGAUGAUAACCAGAACGGAGGCGAAUGGACGGCUGGGCAUCCUGCUCCUAGGGGCAGCAAUGCUUCUCCUUCUACUGCCCCUGGUAACGGCCACGUCCGACUGGAUGCAGAGCUGCGGCCCCUGCCACUGCCACUGGAACUCGGGCAAGAAGAGCGCAGACUGCAAGAACAAGGCGCUUACGAAGAUACCGCUGGACAUGAGCAACGAGAUGCAGGUGCUGGACUUUGCCCACAACCAAAUACCCGAGCUGAGGCGCGAGGAGUUCCUCCUCGCCGGCCUGCCGAAUGUGCACAAGGUGUAUCUGCGCAACUGCACCAUCCAGGAGGUGCAUCGCGAGGCCUUCAAGGGCCUGCACAUCCUCAUCGAGCUGGACAUGUCGGGCAACCGGAUACGGGAACUGCAUCCGGGCACGUUUGCCGGCCUGGAGAAGCUGCGCAACGUGAUCAUCAACAACAACGAGAUCGAGGUGCUGCCCAAUCAUCUGUUUGUCAACCUGAGCUACCUGUCGCGCAUCGAGUUCCGGAACAAUCGACUGCGGCAGGUGCAACUCCAUGUCUUUGCCGGCACGGUAGCGCUGAGCGCCAUCUCGCUGGAGCAGAAUCGACUGGCCCAUCUGCACAAGGAGACGUUCAAGGAUCUGCAAAAGCUGAUGCAUCUAUCGCUGCAGGGCAAUGCCUGGAACUGCAGCUGCGAGCUGCAGGACUUCCGGGACUUUGCCAUCCAGAAGCGUCUGUAUACGCCGCCCACCGAUUGCCAGGAGCCGCCCCAGUUGCGCGGCAAGCUGUGGAGCGAGGUGCCAUCGGAGAACUUCGCCUGCCGGCCCCGCAUCCUAGGAUCAGUUCGUUCCUUUGUAGAGGCGAAUCAUGAUAACAUCUCGCUGCCCUGCCGCAUUGUCGGCAGUCCGCGUCCGAAUGUCACCUGGGUGUACAACAAACGGCCACUGCAGCAGUACGAUCCGCGGGUGCGCGUCCUCACCUCCGUCGAGCAGCUGCCGGAACAACCCGCCCAGGUGCUGACCUCGGAGCUGCGUAUCGUGGGCGUGAGAGCCUCGGACAAGGGAGCCUACACCUGUGUGGCAGACAAUCGCGGCGGACGGGCGGAGGCCGAGUUCCAGCUGCUUGUGAGCGGUGACUAUGCCGGCGCCGUGUCCGCCUCCGAUGGUCACGGCAUGGGCGGGAUGGGGGCCAUUGGAGCGCCCACCAUUGAUCCGCAGACGAAUGUCUUCCUCAUCAUCUGCCUGAUCACCACCACUCUGCUGCUCCUGCUGAUCGUGGUGGUGCUGGCGCUCUUCUGGUACUGCCGCAGGAUCAAGACCUACCAGAAGGACACCACCAUGAUGAGCGGCGACGGGCUGAUCUCCUCCAAGCUGGACAAGACGCACAACGGCUCCAUGCUCGAGGGCUCCGUCAUCAUGGAGAUGCAGAAAAGUCUGCUCAACGAGGUGAAUCCCGUCGAGAAGCCGCCUCGGCGCACGGACAUCGAGAGUGUUGAUGGUGGCGACGAUGUCCUCGAGAUCAAGAAGACACUGCUCGACGAGACAGUCUAUGUGGCCAACCACUCACGUGACGAAGAAGCCCACUCGGUGGCUCUGUCGGACACGACGAUCCCGCCCCGAUCCCGCCACACCUACGUGGACGACGCCUACGCCAACAGCUUGCCGCCGGACCUGCUGGCCUUCCCCGCCCGCGUGCCGCCCACCUCGCCUUCGAUGCAGUCCUCGCAGUCGAACAUCCCCGACCAGGUCAUCUACGGCAUCCGAUCGCCUCCCUCGCUGACGAGUCCGGUCUACACGCAUAUGACGCCGCACGGCAUUUACGGCACCAAGACGCUGGCCGCUCCGCACAACGGCUUCAUGACGCUGCAGCAUCCCAAGUCCCGCAACCUGGCCCUAAUUGCCACUGCCAACAGCAGUCGCCAGCACCAGCAUCAGCACCUUCUGCAGCAGCAGCAGCAACAGCAGCAGCAUCAGCAGCAGCCGCAUCCUCUGGCCACCACCUCGCCCUUCCUGCCCGCCCCCGUCGUUUACUCGCCGGCUACGGGUGUGGUCAUGAAACAGGGCUACAUGACCAUUCCCCGCAAGCCGCGCGCCCCCAGCUGGGCGCCCAGCACGUCCGGUGCCGCUGGCCACGGAACCAUCCAGCUGAGCGAGUUCCAGAGCCCCACCUCGCCAAAUCCCAGCGAGACGGGUACCGCCACCACCGCCGAACUGCAGGCGGAACCAGUCUAUGACAAUUUGGGACUGCGCACCACCGCCGGCGGCAACUCCACCCUGAAUCUGACCAAGAUUGCCGGCUCUGGCUCUGCCUCCGGCUCCGGAUCCGGCUCCCAGGGCGGUCAGCAGUACUCAAUGCGGGAUCGUCCGCUACCGGCUACGCCCAGCCUGACGUCCGUGUCGUCGGCGACCAAUGCCAGCAAGAUUUACGAGCCCAUUCACGAGCUGAUCCAGCAGCAGCAGCAUUUGCAACAGCAGCAACAGCAACGGCUAAGCUCCUUGGACACGGAGCCGCUGUACGGGGUCAGGCACCAGGGGAUUACGAUAAUGCCCGGAUCGAGUAUCAGCGGAGCCGGACUGGGCCAUGCCGCGUAUAUAUCGCCCGUUCCGGCGGCGGCGGCAGCUGCCGUAUCUCCAAGCCAUGCCGGCAGCAGCAGCGGCGACUCACCGAAGGCUGCCAAGAUCCCACCGCGACCACCACCGAAGCCCAAGAAGAAGGUUAUGUCCGUGACGACGACGCGUAGUGGCCAGGGCAGCACCAGCCAGCUGUUCGACGACGAGGGCGAGGAUGGCACCGAAGUCUAGUUUGGCACACACGGCGAUCCCCAUCGGCAGCUAAUCGAGAUCGUGAUCGAGAUGAUAUGAUGAGAUGGCAUUGGUGGAGCAGGUGGCAAGCAGCAACUCCAAUGAAGAGCAGAGGAGGAAUCCGUGGUAAGCCGAAGCUGCCAACUAUAUUGCGUGAGGAGAUGCAGAUGGAGGUGGAGAUGGAGAUGGAGAUGCAGAUGAAGAUGAAGAUGCGAUACGCAGCCCCCAGUCGACAACAAAAUGUAACAUCAACAUCAACAUCCGCUGUUGCGGCUUGUAAAAAUAGCCGCCAGAAGGAUUCUGUUUCGUGGUUCACGCUACUGCGUGACUUGUGUGCCAAACGACUGAUGUAGGUUUUAGUAAUUAAAUCGAUGAACAUGCAACACAGCAAAAGAAACAAAAACGAGGAUAUAUAUAUAUAUAUAUUGUUAUCCACAACGAGGAUGCAAUUCGACAGAGAGACUCCAAUCCGUUAGGGCGUAUGAAAAUCGCUUUUAGAACCAUCUAAUCCCAAAAUUCGUAUAAGCGGAUAUACGUAAAAACCCAAUUUUAAUACCACCUUUUUUUUGUGUAGACUAUAGUUAGUUUGGUACAAAAUGCAUUAUUCGUAUAUAAAGAGACCUAUAUAUACACACACAAUUUUAAAAUUGUAUAAACCCUACGAACAACAAAAUAUCGUAUAAUGAAGAAAAAAAUAUUUAUACACAGAAAAGAAACUUUCAAAUCAACGACAGGUUAUUUAAGCGAAAAAAUUAAAAGUAAAAAGAAAAAACACUUCAUUUUUUCAAAAUCUUGCAAAUUAUAUAAAAUUGUAAAUGUAAAAUGCAUACAGUUAAUCGCAUUAAGCUAUAUCUUAAUGAAUACCAUACCACUCAGCGUAAGAAUACAAAUUAUAUCCUUAAUUUUUUUUUUGGUUUACGGAAGCCACCACGAAUUGGGAAAUAAACUACACGAAAGUAUAUUUAUAGCGGGUAAGUUUGUUAAGGGCAUUUAACGGUAGGAUAAAGAGUUUGCAUUCGCAAUUAAAACAAUGAAUUGAAACUUCUAUGUAUACAUAUAGUCUAGAGAGAAGGCGCGGCGAAAUAAGUUCGUAUAAUAACGAUUGUACUAGCUAUAACAAAUAUAUAAAAUUAAAAGUAUAUGACAUUCUAGGCACUUAAUAUACAA